UUGUUCAUCACUAUUCCCCCGACUCUAGUCAGUGGGGUAGUGAGCAUUUUCCAUAAAGAGCAUCUGAUAUUACUAUGGAAUAUAUAAAUCAUCAAGUGGCCAGAAGUGUUGCCUCAAAGAGGCACACUGGAGAAGACAGCGCAGCAGUGACUCCUGUUAUGUCAGGAAGAAAACUGUACAAACUGGUUGGUGUGAGCUUUGGACUCCUGUGCAUCCUCCAAGCUGCUCUCAACAUUUCCCUGCGUCAUGCUCUCUGCACCUCUGAUAAUAAACCAUCAGGUAUUGAGGCCGGCUGCAAGAACCUGACCGAAGAGCUUGAUUACCUGAAGAGAAAACUGAAAAACUUUGAUCACAAUUUUCAACAAGGAUGGGUGUAUUUCUAUCCCAGUUUCUAUUACAUUUCUUCUACGAAGAAAUCCUGGCACGACAGUAGAGAUGACUGUCUGCAGAGAGGGGCAGACCUGGUGAUUAUCAACAGCAAAGAAGAACAGGACUUUACAAGAAAAUUUCAUAAGACCACGUGGAUUGGACUGAGUGACAGAGAGACUGAAGGAAUAUGGAAGUGGGUGGACGGCACUCCGAUGACCAAAAGCUACUGGGCCCGCGGGGAGCCCAACAGUUAUGAAGGCAAAAAUGAAGACUGUGUAGAAAUUAGGUACCCUGAUGAGGAAAAAAACUGGAAUGACAUACCAUGUGAAGAUCAAAGAUUCUGGAUCUGUGAAAAGACAACGGCUCUGUGAAUCAGCAUGUAAAACCAAAACUGAAAUUCUCUUCAUGUUCAAUCUGAAUCUGUUCAAAUUCACAUUUCACACACAAUAUAUUCUAUUUAACAAUCCUGUGUCUCUGUAGUUGAGUUGGAUCAGUUGGAUUUUGGAGAGGACCGAUGUAAUGAUGCAAUGGCUUAAUUACACAGCAUGUAUACUUUAGGUUAUGGAGGUGGACACCAGCUGUAUUAGACUGAUGAAUUACUCUGGCUUAUUUGUUUGUUCAGUGUUACUGCAAAGUGACAGAUUAACCUAAACUGGACCAAUGUCUUAAUGGGGAUACUGAGCUAAAUAUUGUGAAAAAUAACUGAGAAUAGAGCUGGCAGUGACAUUUUUUGACAGAUUCUGAAGAGUAAUUAAUUCACAUAUUAUCAUCUACAUAUUCUUACUGUCCAUGUCUAAUGAUGAAACCAUUUUCUUUAAAUGUGAGUGAGAUGGUUGCUUGUCAAAAUGCCAGGGCUAUAGAGGUGAAAUACUGUACUUAUCAUUGGAUGGCUUUAAUUGCUGCCAUCACCUCUGCCACAACAAAUGGCUUGUCAGGUUCUGCAACUUGUACUGAAUAAACUUACUAUCUAUCCGACAAGGUACCAUGGAAUACUUCAUGUGUGAUGUGGGUACUGUAUGUCUACAAGAAUAUCGGGGCACUUUUUUAUUCAAAU
Seriola aureovittata is the source of this 1423-nucleotide messenger RNA. Its product is annotated as CD209 antigen-like protein E. Lineage: Eukaryota; Metazoa; Chordata; Actinopteri; Carangiformes; Carangidae. Bases 75 to 740 code for a protein of 221 amino acids. The transcript has 6 exons. Gene Ontology annotation, molecular function: signaling receptor activity. The record is from RefSeq and is a predicted model, not a curated record.